Oryza sativa Japonica Group (Japanese rice) is the source of this 1095-nucleotide messenger RNA. RefSeq lists its product as uncharacterized. Gene Ontology annotation, molecular function: zinc ion binding; nucleic acid binding. NCBI's taxonomy places the organism in Eukaryota, Viridiplantae, Streptophyta, Magnoliopsida, Poales, Poaceae. The record is from RefSeq and is a predicted model, not a curated record.
AUGACUGAUAUUGCUAAGAGAGAUUUUGCUGAACUAGCAGUCAGCGGCAAGAAUUACCUGACAUGGGCACUGGAUGCCAAAAUCAUGCUUGGUGCUAAGAAACUCCUGAACUGCAUUCAGGACCCAACUAUUGCAACAUCAGCUGGAGGAGUUAAUAAUUUACCAACUUCAGCUGAGAAAAAUCAGGCACUGCAUUUCCUGAGGCACCAUUUGAAUACUACUCUCAAGAAUGAGUAUAUGACUGAGGAAGAUCCGAAGGUCCUUUGGGACUCACUGAAGGAUCGCUAUGGCCAUCAAGUAAAGGCCUUGCUCCUAAAAACAAAACGUGAGUGGCUUCACUUACGUUUCCAAGAUUACAAAUCUGUGGAGCAAUAUAACUCAGUUCUUCACCGCAAUGUCACUUGUCUUAAGCUAUGUGGAGAGAAAAUCACUGAUGCUGACAUGAUAGACAAAACUUUGUCCACCUUCCAUGCCAAUCAUGUGAAUAUUCAGAGGCAAUACCGCCAGGCUAAAUACGAGAAGUAUUCUGAACUGGUCUCCAUGCUCAUCGAAGCACAAGGAGAAGAUGAGACACUUGUUGAAAAUCAUACGUCUCGCCCCACUGGAAGUUCAGCAGCACCUGAAGCAAAUGCUAGCUCCUUUAAGAAGGGGAAAAACCAGAAUAACCAGAACAAAGGGAAGAAUUUCUGGAAAAAUGGUGGCAAAGUUAACAAGACGUCUUUCAAGAAGAAAGGAAAUCAGAACAGUAAGUCUAAGAAGGGCUCUACUAGUGGUGAAUAUGGAAAGCAAGAUCAGGUAUGCUUCAAGUGUGGCACUAGGGGACACUGGUCUCGCAUUUGCCGCACCCCUAAGCAUCUCAUUGAGCUUUAUCAAGAGAAGCACAGGAAGAAGAAGUCAGAGCAUGAGUCACACUUCACUGUUGAGAUCCAGCACUCAGAAGAGAAGAUGGCUGCCAUGCAUAUCGACAAGCAGGUCGACGAGAAGGCAGUGGUUGCAAUGCACAUCGAUGAUAAGAUGGAAAAGAAUGCAGCAGACGCAGAGCUGAAGCUCUCAGAUGAUCUCAUGGACUCUGAUCAGUUAUAUGGGGACAUUUAA